CGGCUGCCGGUCGAGCAGCACUCACCGCCAAGCGCCAACAGGCAAGCGGCUAGUAGUCGCCCGAUGGUCAUCGCCGUCGUCGCGUCAGUUGCCAAUAUUCACUACACCGCCGUAGCAUCUGCUAGCCAAGUGGCUGGGCUAACACCGAGCGCAAACUAAUUGCACGGGAAAUUUAUUAAUCGUCGUAAAUCUAUUAUCAAUAUUGCCGCAAGAAGUGGAGCAUAAAUUGAAACAUACAAAAUGGUGAUCGAUAUUAAAAUGUGUCGCUUCGAGAACGUGUCUUGGGGCUUUCGUUUGGUCGGCGGUGCGGACUUCGAAUUUCCGCUGACAGUCGUUAAGGUCAAUGAGGGCAGCAUAGCCGAGGAAGCCGGUUUGUGUGAAGGUGACGUCAUUGUACGCAUUAACGACACGGCUACCUCGCCACUGACACACGAAGAGGCAGACAAGGUAAUUAGGCACUGUGGAAAUGUGUUCUACAUCGGAGUUCAACGUGAGGGCGAAGAGCAAUUGGUGCCGAAAAUGUUUCCUGUUUACGGAGCCGAGCGCCCCACAACGCCAUUAACUUUCAUCGAUGUGAGUGGACGUAAGAGCCCUAUUCCUCCUCAAUUGGAAGAUGAAGCGGAGCUGCAGACAGAGAUUUUACCCGAGCUGCCAGAACGACCGUCGUCGGUGCUUUCGGAACAAACGGAAAUCAAGUUGGUGGAAGAAGAAAUUGCUGCGGUGCUUUCGGGUGAAUCAGAGGUCCUAACCGAGCAUAACGUCUUGGGCGUAAAUUUCUACAGACUUUUUCCCAAGCCUGGUGUCUGUAUGACCAGCGAUGUGUUGCGAACCCUCAAUGAAGAUGCCACCAAAACAAGAGCCGAGAAAGAAAAAGAAAACAAAAAGUGGUCAACGUUUCUGGUGAAACCUGAUCGUCCCAUACCGAAGAGCAAGGAACAAAUCGAGGCCGAACGCAGAGCCGCCAAUGCAUACAAAGUUAAGAUAGUUAAAUCAGCGCCAAGAUCACGUUCAGUAUCACCGAUGCCGCAGCCAAUCGUACCACCGACAGAGCCAGUUGAACCGACAGUGCCAGUAGAAACUAAGCAACCGUCACCACCAAAAGUUGAGGAAAUUGAAGAACCUCCACCGACUGACAGCGAAUUGCCUAAUUUGGAGGAAGUAAAAAUUAUAGUCGAACCGCCAACUGAAGACAAAGAAGGUGAACAAGUGGACACGGCUGACAAACCCACAUUGGCUGGCGAUAACCAAGCAGAAAACGAAGAAGCGGCUCAAAGCAAUAACGAGAAAAUAUCGUCCACAAACGAGUCGACCCCAAUAUUGGAAGAAAAACUUGAAGAGUCUUCAUCAACAAACGAUACUACAGCUGCCCCAGAAGUUUCUACCGAACCUAAGAACUCCAUACCCCAACGUGAAAAAACCGACGAAGAACUAGCGCUUGAACGUCAACUGGCCGACGUGCAACGCCAAUUGGCCGCACUUUCUUCACUGCCAUCCACCAUACAAUCCACACUCGACGCAGUCACAAAGCAGUUGGCAACACUUCUGCCAGCGUUCCAGUUGCAGACCGGUGCUCAGCCAUUACCGGCUUCUGUUUCAGCUUUAGCUGAGACGCGCUCAAUUAAUCUAGAAAAAAUAGACGAAGACGCUGAAGUGAAUAAAGCUGAAGGCGAAACACAAGUACUUGACUCCAGUCGCGAUCAGGAUGGUUCAGUUACUGAGAGUGUUGCUGUCGUUGCAGAGGAGGUCACAGAAAGCAUUGCAACUGAUGCCCCUCCUUUGGAUGCAGCGAAGAUUCAAGAGGCAAAACAAAAUAAGGAAGAUACACAGCAAAUGGAGGAGGAGCAAAAUGCAAAGAAACAAAAGCGCAACGAUGUGAUCGAGGAACUCGAGGAGCAAUUGGAACGCAAAAACAAUCCUCGUCGCUCAAAACGUGCCUUUGGCCCGCUGACACCAUCUUCCGAGCGUCCGCUGGUGUUGCCCGGCGGCAGGCGUUGGUAUCGACCCAAGGACGCCUACAACGAUGAGUUCAUAGCGGAAACCCUGAGUGCACAAGCGGAACUCAUAACCGGCACCACAUUGGGUUGCACAUUUGAAAGUCCGUUGCUUGGCUACGACCCAAGAGUCAACUUCAUGAAGUAUCAAAAGCCUGAAAAGAAAAUCGACUUGAAUAGAAGUGAAGUUUACAAAGUAAUUCAUCACUUGGACCGACAGCCAGUGCGCGGCAUUGAAGUUCGGCCACCCGUGGUGCCGGCCGAAGUGGAUAUAAGAAAGGUGGCGCUGCAGCCGUAACCUGUCGCACCCAACUGAACUGCGGAACUGCGGCGCAAAUGUACGCAUGCUAAUAUCAAAACCAUGUUACCGCUGAACUCAACAACUGCGGCGGGCGGCACAAGGGAUCCGCAAGCCACAAGCUGAUGCGCGCCCCAAACCACCAACCAACCAGCCGCCGCUUCACCGCCACAUUCACCACCACCACAAAUAUAGUGUACACGACUGGAAACCUCAAAUACUGAGAUGCCUUUGCGUCCUGCGCCAAUGCAGAUUUCUAAUUUAGCUUUUAUGUAGACUUGCCAACUACAGGCAUUACAUACAUACACACAUAUUUAAUGUUUUUAUGUAAAUUUUUCCCGAUUUUAAUUCAUUUCCCAUUCGCCUGUGACAAACCAAAGUAAGCAGCGUUGCAAUAAAUCAAAAUUACAUACAUA
Messenger RNA from Bactrocera dorsalis (oriental fruit fly), 2705 nucleotides. It is a transcript of the gene Zasp67, whose product is annotated as titin. The record is from RefSeq and is a predicted model, not a curated record. Gene Ontology annotation, cellular component: filamentous actin; stress fiber; adherens junction. Lineage: Eukaryota; Metazoa; Arthropoda; Insecta; Diptera; Tephritidae. The transcript has 9 exons. Gene Ontology annotation, biological process: actin cytoskeleton organization; muscle structure development. Gene Ontology annotation, molecular function: actin binding; muscle alpha-actinin binding. The coding region runs from base 241 to 2289 and encodes 682 amino acids.